This is a messenger RNA of Sesamum indicum (sesame), 1001 nucleotides long. Its product is annotated as tropinone reductase 1. The record is from RefSeq and is a predicted model, not a curated record. Gene Ontology annotation, molecular function: oxidoreductase activity. NCBI's taxonomy places the organism in Eukaryota, Viridiplantae, Streptophyta, Magnoliopsida, Lamiales, Pedaliaceae.
UUGGCUUAACGAAGAGGCAAUGGAAAGGCAGAAAGAGGUGAGCAGAGAUGAGAAAUGGUCACUUAAGGGUAUGACUGCUCUUGUAACUGGUGGCACUAGAGGCAUCGGGCAUGCCAUAGUGGAGGAACUGGGAGGAUUUGGAGCCAGAAUCCAUACUUGUUCAAGAAACCAGACAGAGCUGAAUGAAAGAAUACAAGAGUGGAAAGGGAAGGGGUUUGAAGUGAGUGGGUCAGUGUGUGAUUUGUCUUCAAGAACACAGAGGGAGGAGCUCAUGCACACUGUGGCUUCACUUUUUGAUGCCAAGCUUAAUAUUCUUGUGAACAAUGCUGCCAUAAGCAUAAUGAAGAGAGCAAUUGAACACACGGAGCAAGACUUUUGGCACAUAAUGAGCACCAAUUUGGAGUCCCCUUAUCAUCUCUGCCAAAUUGCAUAUCCUCUGCUGAAAGCUUCUGGCAAGGGCAAUAUCGUCUUUAUCUCCUCCGUUGCCGGCAAAAUGGCUCUUCCCGGCCUCGCUAUUUACUCGGCUUCUAAAGGUGCCAUCAAUCAAUUGACAAAGAAUUUGGCGUGCGAAUGGGCGAAAGAUAACAUUAGAGUUAAUACUGUGGCGCCUUUUGCCGUCAAAACCACAAUUAUAAAUCCCGAGAAUGUUGACAAGUCCAUUCAAAUCAUGUAUGCGCCCUUACUAGCAAGAACACCAAUCCGAGCAAUAGCAGAAGCUGAUGAAAUUUCACCAUUGACAGCUUUCCUCUGCCUUCCUGCUGCUUCCCAUAUCACUGGCCAAGUUAUCUAUGUUGAUGGAGGCUUCACAUCCACUGGCUGAAUCUUCCCAAUACCUAAUUCAAAUCAGAUCUAAUCGAGUCAAAUCAAUUAUAUAGUAAAUGUGAUAUAUUUGUAAUGUGAUUGGUUAUUUUUCUUGAAUUGUACAUCAAUCACGAUAAGUGUAUUACACUUGUCAUAUAAUUGGUUUAGGUCUGACCAAACCUGAUCUGGUCAGAAAUUCC